AUGGGUGUGAGCGUCCGUCAACUCCUGUACAACAUCGAGAGCCUCGUAGUUACACACCUCGAAAACGAUGUCGGCUUUCAGAUACCUGUCCCUGAAGCUCUCCAGUGGGCGCCGGACUUUGAGCAUGCUGUUGCUGACUGCAUAGUCCACCUGCGCACGGGCGACGACUUAGUCGAAAGCAUACUAAACGACUCCAAAGCGCAGCAUGAGUGCAAGGAGAAGUACACCCGGCCUGUACAGUCAGAGUACAGAAGGUGCGCACGGAAAGUUCUCGGCCCGGUGUUCAAGAGCUGGACUCCGAGCAGGACGCAAGGUUUCAACAAGGGCUUUCACGGUGUAUUAAAGAUGGUCAGUGGGAGGGGCAUCAACUGGGAAAAGCUUCGCUGCAAACUGAUGAUGGAGGCUGGGCGCGGUAAUUGA
This is a messenger RNA of Ascochyta rabiei, 420 nucleotides long. RefSeq lists its product as uncharacterized. The transcript has a single exon. The coding region runs from base 1 to 420 and encodes 139 amino acids. NCBI's taxonomy places the organism in Eukaryota, Fungi, Ascomycota, Dothideomycetes, Pleosporales, Didymellaceae. The record is from RefSeq and is a predicted model, not a curated record.